Messenger RNA from Grammomys surdaster, 3017 nucleotides. It is a transcript of the gene Tpd52, whose product is annotated as tumor protein D52. Gene Ontology annotation, biological process: B cell differentiation. Bases 66 to 623 code for a protein of 185 amino acids. The record is from RefSeq and is a predicted model, not a curated record. Lineage: Eukaryota; Metazoa; Chordata; Mammalia; Rodentia; Muridae. The transcript is spliced from 6 exons. Gene Ontology annotation, cellular component: cytoplasm.
GGCGGAGCGCGGAGCAGCGCGGAGGAGCGCGGCGGGCGGAGCGCCGGGAGCGAGGUGCCUCAGACAUGGACCGCGGCGAGCAAGGUCUGCUGAAGACAGAGCCAGUGGCCGAGGAAGGAGAGGAUGCUGUUGCAAUGCUCAGUGCCCCAGAGACGCUGACGGAGGAGGAACAAGAGGAGCUGAGACGGGAACUUACUAAGGUGGAAGAAGAAAUCCAGACUCUGUCCCAAGUGUUGGCCGCAAAAGAGAAGCAUCUCGCGGAGAUCAAGCGGAAACUUGGGAUCAGCUCGCUUCAGGAAUUCAAGCAGAAUAUUGCCAAAGGGUGGCAAGAUGUGACAGCAACCAACGCAUACAAGAAGACAUCCGAAACUCUGUCACAAGCUGGGCAGAAGGCCUCCGCUGCAUUUUCAUCGGUUGGCUCAGUCAUCACCAAAAAGCUGGAAGACGUGAAAAACUCCCCAACAUUCAAGUCGUUUGAAGAAAAAGUUGAAAACUUAAAGUCUAAAGUAGGAGGAGCCAAACCUGCUGGCGGUGAUUUUGGAGAAGUCCUGAAUUCCACAGCGAAUGCUACCAAUACCACAACCACGGAGCCGCCUCCAGAACAGAUGACAGAGAGCCCCUGAGCUGCCGACCUGUGUCCUGCUGCCCACUGCCAGGUGCUGCAAGCGAGAGCCAAGCACAUCUUGACAACGCUCAUGGCUGCAGAUUUCUACCAGAUGUGCUUUUAUUUAGCUUUACUUAUUUCUUUGACCAAAUAGUUUGUGAAUGAAACAAAGUGAAACCACCCUCACCUCCACUCCAGGGAAAUACCCAGUAGCAUGCAUGGAAGGCCCUUUGUAUAGGAAACAGCAUCAUUGAACCUCUGGUAUUCCCUGCAGGCAACUACUGUGUUUCUCCUUGAAAUCACUGUACGUCUAGAUUCGAGUUUGAUCUUUCUUGGCUAUCUACAUGAGUCAUUCUUUUUGGGUCUCCAUACACUUAAUCGAUUUCUAACUAAAACUGUCCUUUUCUAAAUUCGGGUUAUUAAAAGUCUUGGAAUUAUUUCAUUAUUUUCAAAGGAGAAACUACCAGCUACAUAUUUUUUUCUUGGAUAAACAGUUAUAUAAGGACCUUAUCUUGGGUUUCUGAAGACACCAGACUAAGUAGACAGGUGUGUAUACCUUUCAGUAGUUCUGUAAGUUGAAACCAUGCAGACACUCGAGCUUCCAGUGGUGUGAGUGUGGGUCCCCGGCCCCUUUGGUAACUGUCAUCUGUAGCUGCAUCUAUUUCAGCAUAUCAAUUAUUUAUUACACCAUUCUUAUGCAUUUUUUACAAGAUUAAAAUUUAAUUUCAGAGAAAUUGACAGAAUAACAUUAUGAACCAAGUAUAUGCCAUUACAGUAAGUUGGAAGGUUCCCACACUCAUCAUUGAUAAUUCCAAAAGUCUAAAAAGCCUUUAGGUCUAUACAGCUAUAAAAAUACUAAAAUAAUUCACCUUAGGGGAAACUACUGCCUCCGCUAAAUCCACUUAACACCCUUUAGGAAGCACAGAAAGUUCUAUGAGAAAUACAACUUGACUAUUUUUUAUACUAAGGUAUUGUUGACGACUCCGAAGGCUGUAAGGCGUUAAUACAAACGAGCUUCUCAUGCUGUACGUGUUUUCAGUGUGUUAGUGACUGUGAACUGUACUGUAGACAUUGUUCCCAUGCUGAGAACUAUCGGAGGGCUCGGGAAGCAAAGCUUCCAGAUGGCUCUGCUAAGUUCCUCUAUUAACUGUGGCUACUACUGAUCCACUAUGUUUCCUUUGCUGUGUGUGUUUCUGGCCUAUGAGGGUGUAUCUGUUCCUUAACUAUUGUGGUGAUUUUACCAUUGUCCAUGCCAAAUGUUAAUUGCCAAGCUUGGAGUGACCUAAAGCAUUUUUCAAAAGCAUGACUAGAUUUAAUUGAGGAUAAGGUUCCUGCCAACCAGAAUUGAAAAGCCACAGUGUCAGUUGUUACAAAAUGCCAUGCUGCCAUUCCUGAUUGCUACUUGGAUGCAAUGGAAACUCUGCUCGAUUACAUGUGAAAAUCUUAAUAAAGUCUGUGUCUCAGUAGUGUAGGUUUCAAUAUUUAUUAAGAGGGCAGUGGUCUGGACAAAGCUUGUUGUGUUCUAAAAUCAAUUGAUAUUCUGGAAGAAUUUUCCUAGAGGACUGGACUGUAGAAAUUUGUCUCUAGAGAUAUAUUGUGAUUAUUCAAUAUAAUGAUUUUUCUACCAAUUAGUCUUUUUUUUCUUCUUUCUAAUAUCUUGUUAACAGAUUGUUUCCGGGGUGUCUAUUCUGUAUUUGUAACUAGGCAAAAGCAGAGUAAGAUGCCAGGUUUUUUUUUUUAUAAGGAAUCUUCAAGUUUUGUGAAGAGAUUUCUCAUAUGAGGAAAUGAUAAAAGGGGAGGAGAGAAGGAGAAGGAAUGUACAAAGAUACGUUCAGGAUGAGUUGGGAAGAAAAUCUUCACACACUUCAUCUAGAAAGCUAAUCUUCCGGUAGGCACCCUGCCUCAUCAAAGAAGUUACAAAACGGUAAAGGACUAACUCAGAGAAUGAAAUAGGAGCUUUAGAAUAGUCACAUAUAUCCAGAGUGUUUGUUGGAGAUUCAUUAUGCGUUCACAGAUGCUGAGGAACUUAACAGCUAUUAACAGAAAUAUUGCAGAGAGGUUGGGGCCUCCUACUGCGAUUUUUUUUAGGCUGGGAAAACAGCAAAGGUGAAAGCUCAGAUAUUUGUGAAAUCUCAGCUGUUUAAGGACAUAAACAUAAUGGAAGAGUUCUGAAGCCUUACAAAGGCAGUGCUCCCUAACUGUGGGUCUGUGGGACAUUAGCAAGAAUUCUUAAUAGUUUAGAACCCGGGAAAUGAAUAAAAGAGAGAACUUAUCACCUGCCUUUUGAUCUCAGCCACUACACACAAUUCUUGCAAUACAGAAAAGAUUUAAUUUGAACUCUUUCUGGAUCUUUUAAUUAAGGUACACACUCUUUUCUGUGAAGUGUUUGAAAGCAAUAAAAACUAUAAUUUGG